UCUCGUAUAGAUAGUAUGAUGCAGAUUGGAUUAGGAAUAAGGAGUUUUUUCCUUGACGAGGACAAAGGUUAAUAUUGAAGCUGAAACAAGUUGAAGUAACGGGCUACUUAUGUGAAAAAUUUGCUGACCGCGCACUAGACAUUGAUAACAUUGUUCUUGAGAUUAGCUAAAAUGCGAGGCCCUUCGUCGAAAACAAGCGAAAGAUGCCCGAGUCUGUGAUGAUAGACAGUGAUAGAAUUAUGCCGCAUUGCAAUACCUACGACUAGCUCCCGCGGCAUCAAAGCCGUUUGAUUUUUUCUCUCUUUUGAUGGGAUCGGAUUAAAGAGACAUAUGAAUUACUCUUCUCAUGUGGAUUCGCGAUCGUUUGCAGCAUGUAUGUAGCGGGAAAUAGUGCACUUUAUCAUAUGGAAUAUGUACAAUAAUUUGUUGACAGAGACAGGUCCGUCAUCUGGAUCGUUACAGUAUCGAACUAAUACACCUGCUGCAGUUUGUGUUAUCAAAUUUUAUCUCAUUUUCCCAUGACGGCAAGACCACAGCGCAGGGCUAGUACGUCAGAAGUAGCAUAUGAAUCUUAUCCCCAAAGAACAUCACAGAUUUGUGAAAAACCGCACGGUGUGAUAGUAUAUGCAGGCAGGAGUUUUUAUUUCCGCCAUAGGUGGUUUUUCAGAGUAUUGCACUGCUACUGAGUCGUGUCGUCCCAAUAGUCAUAUUUCUAUCUGUGUAUGAAAUCGAAAUAGUUUCUGGUUGCCGCCAUGCUUUCUAAAGACUAGUGAGUGACCUUUUACAUUUUGCUAAAUUCUGGCUGACGCUAGCGAGGGGCGAAUCGGAAUCUAUCAUGCGAUAGACCUGGUUCAUAUUGAAGCCUUGUUGACAAUUUUGACUUUAUGCGCAGAGAGAAUCCCAACACUAGAUCAUUCCAUGCACGACACUCGAUGAAGCGUACAUCCAUAUCUAUGAAAAAGGUCGGAGAUGUUACGGCUUCUUGCCAGCACUUUUGAAGCGGUAGUAGAGUACUGAGUUGCGAUAUUGCUCUUGCCACAGCAGAACUACCAGGCUGCAGCCAUGUAUGAUGGAUGAACCUAGCACCCUUCUGCCUUUCCCAAGCGGACUACGAAAAUGGAUGUAGCAGACCCGCCACUUUUCGAUGCGAUACUGCGUCGGACCUAAUGGCCGGCGACGUAAACGACACACAGAGCCCUUUUCUUGCUUCUUCCCAUUGAAUGAUGCUUUUUUGCUUUCCGGCACGGAUAAUUCCAACCAACACGCCGUUACUUUUG
Amoebophrya sp. A120 is the source of this 1277-nucleotide messenger RNA. NCBI's taxonomy places the organism in Eukaryota, Dinophyceae, Syndiniales, Amoebophryaceae. The record is from the annotation of a GenBank genome assembly.